AUGUCGGCCGACAAGGAGAUUGGCGACCGACCGGCUACGGCCAACGCCAACACCAACGGUGACAGCAUUGACGAGAAGACGGGCCAUGUCGAACCCAGCAAUGUUGUUGGACACCAUGUUGACGCUGCUGUGGAGGUCGCGCUGAAAGACACUGCCAUCUUGCACAAAGAUUACGAGGGAAAACCGACAGACGAAGAGUUACGGACGUUGCGCCGCGUGCCCGGAAGGGUGCCCUAUCUGGCCUACUGCCUGUGCGCUGUAGAGUUUUGCGAACGCGCCUCGUACUAUGGUUGUGUUACCAUUUGGACCAACUACAUCAAUCGUCCGCUGCCGAUCGGUGGGAAUGGUCUUGGCUCGCCGCCAUAUGGCAGUCAGGCAACCCAGGGUGCCUUGGGCUUGGGUGAGAAGGUUGCCAAUGCGACCAGCCAGUCGUUCAACAUGCUUGCCUACGUGCUCCCUUUAUUUGUCGGCUACCUUGCAGACACCCGGUUCGGACGAUACAAUAUGAUUUUCUGGGGUAUCAUGCUUUGUGGCGUUGGCCACGUCCUCAUUCUUGUAGGCGGUGCUCGACAACUGCUCGAAGAUGGAACGGCAAAGAUUCCCUUUUUCAUCGGUGUCUACAUUUUGGCUUUUGGAGCUGCGAUGUUCAAGCCGAACGUGACCCCGUUGUUGCUCGACCAGAUGUCGUCACAUGUCCCGGUCGUGAAGACACUGCCGACGGGCGAGCGUGUCAUUGAAGACCCCGAGCAUUCGACCGAACGAGUGAUGCUGUGGUUCUACUUGUUGAUCAAUCUCGGCGGCUUCAUGGCCACAGCAACCUCGUAUUGUGCGCGUCUUGUCGGUUGGUGGUUAGCUUUUCUCCUUCCACUCCUGCUAUACCUCCCGCUCCCUAUCCUUCUGAUCUGGUUGAAGCCAAAGCUCGUAAUGCACCCGCCUGGUGGCUCUGAUCUUCCCAACGUCUUCAGGGUCCUAGGCUAUUGCAUGAGGAAGGGAGGUAUCUUGCGGAUUGGCAAGCCCGGAUGGUAUGAGCCUGCGAAGCCCUCGUACCACGUUACACACGGUCUUCCUGUCGAGACUCGUUGGAACGACCAGUUUGUGGAGGAUGUUAAACGUACUAUGCAGGCGACUGGAAUGUUCUGUUUCUUCCCCGUUCAGUACUGGAACGAUAACGGUCUCGGCAGCUCGGCUAACUAUCUUGGUACUAUGCUUACUGGCAACGGUGUUCCAAACGACGUUAUCAGCAACUUCAAUCCUUUGAGCAUCAUUCUUUUGAACCCUGUCCUUAACUUUGCUCUUUAUCCAGCACUGCGAAAGGCCGGGGUCCACUAUGGUCCUGUGGCCCGUAUUACGACUGGUUUCUUCAUCUCGACACUGGCCGGGCUCGGCUACACCAUUCUGUGCUGGAAGGCAUAUGAAACCAACCCUUGCGGGUACUAUGGCUCUUCGGCCAAGGAAUGUGUUGAAGGCGGCCUAGUGUCGCCAAUCUCUCUCUGGUGGGAGGCUAUCCCGUACGCCCUUGGAGGUUUCUCCGAGCUUUUCAUCAAUGUGCCUGCAUAUGGCAUUGCGUACUCACGUGCCCCAGUCAACAUGAGGGGCCUUGUGUCCGCCAUCAAUCUGCUCAACACUGGAUUUGCCUUCAUCGUCAACUUGGCAGCAUCUGAGGUUAUUGCAGACCCUCACUUGAUUUGGGAUUUUGCAGCUCCUACUGUCCUCGGCGCCUUUGUUACCGUGUUCUUCUUCUUCUACUUCCGCCACAUUGACAAGGAAGAAUACGUUCUGUCGACGAACGUCAUUAACGACACCACUGGUGCGCGGCCUAACUUCACCGAGACUGAGACCAACGUCUCGGACAACCGUCCUUCGAACAUUGCAGCCAAUGAGGAAGGCCUCAUCUCACAGAAGCAAUAA
Neoarthrinium moseri is the source of this 1908-nucleotide messenger RNA. RefSeq lists its product as uncharacterized. Bases 1 to 1908 code for a protein of 635 amino acids. Gene Ontology annotation, biological process: transmembrane transport. Gene Ontology annotation, cellular component: membrane. Gene Ontology annotation, molecular function: dipeptide transmembrane transporter activity. Lineage: Eukaryota; Fungi; Ascomycota; Sordariomycetes; Amphisphaeriales; Apiosporaceae. The record is from RefSeq and is a predicted model, not a curated record. The transcript is spliced from 4 exons.